AUGCGAAGUCGCAGAUGUGGAAAUCGAAAAUUUGUGGAGCCCCACACAUGCACUUCAACACGUCUGACAGAAGAUCAUCGAAAACUUGACUCCAAAACUAUCUGUACAUGCAUCAUGCCAAUGGUGAAAGACAUGCCGACCAUUAAAGUUUUGGUACUGAUUGCUGAAAUACAAGCACGAUUCCAGUAUCGAGUAUCAUACCGGAAGGCAUGGAUAGCUAAACAGAUGGCAAUGGAGCAAUUGUACGGAGAUUUCGAUGCAUCGUACAAUGAAUUACAGGGAUGGAUAGCCGCCAUGAGGGAACACGUACCGGGGACUGUAAUUGAGUUGCAGACACGAUCUUAUGACGGUCCAAAUAACCAACUACAAUCGAGAAAAAGAAUUUUCCAUCGGAUGUUCUGGACUUUUGAUCAAUGUGUGCGCGCAUUUCCCCACUGCAAACCAUUUGUGCAAGUAGAUGGAACCUGGCUAUAUGGAAAAUACACACAGAUCUUACUUCUUGCGGUUGCUCAAGACGGCAACAGGAACGUACUCCCGAUAACAUUUGCCAUCGUCGAUAAGGAGAACAUGGAAUCGUGGGAGUUCUUUCUUACCAACCUGCGGAGGUAUGUGAUUAGCAAUGAUAAUAUUUGCAUCAUUUUCGAUAGAGGAAAAAGAUUAAUUGCAGCCAUUAGGCAUUCUGGUGUACCAUGGCGAUCUGUUUACUGCAUCCGGCACAUCGUGGCUAACUUCCAGCGAGAUUAUAAGAAUGCAGACUGGAAGAGACAAGUUGUGAGAAUGGCGUACGAGUUAGAGCCACACAUUUUUCGCCAAAGAAUGGCCCGGCUUGAGAGUGACAUGGAGGGUCAAACCAACACAUCUUUCCGGCAGUGGCUGGGUACCAUGGAGCCGUGGCAAUGGGCUCAAAGUUUUGACGAUGGCUUUCGUUAUGGUCAAAUGACUACAAACUUAGUGGAGGGGAUCAACGCUGUGUUAUUAAAAACACGGCAUCUUCCAAUUUCAUCUGUCUUCUCGGCAACGUUCUUCAGGUUGGCUACCUUGAUGCCAAGAAUGGGUCAGCAACAAGUGAACCAGAUGGAGGCGGGCCAUGUCUUUGUCGAAGGCAUUAGGGAUGCAAUGGUUGUAAACCGUCGAAUGGCAAGGUCGAUGACAGUAGAAGUAUAUUCACGACAUAAUGAAACGUUUUGA
Gossypium raimondii (Peruvian cotton) is the source of this 1188-nucleotide messenger RNA. RefSeq lists its product as uncharacterized. The transcript has 2 exons. Lineage: Eukaryota; Viridiplantae; Streptophyta; Magnoliopsida; Malvales; Malvaceae. The record is from RefSeq and is a predicted model, not a curated record. Bases 1 to 1188 code for a protein of 395 amino acids.